Messenger RNA from Pyrenophora tritici-repentis Pt-1C-BFP, 1188 nucleotides. RefSeq lists its product as uncharacterized. NCBI's taxonomy places the organism in Eukaryota, Fungi, Ascomycota, Dothideomycetes, Pleosporales, Pleosporaceae. The record is from RefSeq and is a predicted model, not a curated record.
AUGCGCUCAAGCAACAAGUCCUACACCAGCAUCAACGAGAGUAGUGGGAGAGGGAAUGAGGCGAGAGAGGCAAUCCCGUGGUAUUGGCGCGUCAUAGCUCUCGCGGCUUCUUGGAUGAUACUGGGAGGCUACCUCAUACUUCCCGGGCUUUAUGCAAAAGAUGCGAAGCUAAGAUUCAGCGAGGCCGUAUUGUCAGUCUUUGUCGUCGCACUUCUUACCGCCGGCUACUCGUUCACGGCCCUACUUUGCUUUGCAUGUCGCAAUGACCGCUUCCAAGCCGAUGGCGUCUUCUUGCCCGCCCUCACGUCUUCUGUCCUCGGCCUCGUUUCGAUAGCCUACAACUUCCUCUCGUCACGCGCAUACGAUUGGGGUACUGCUGCCAUAUCUGGCACAGCUCUCAGCACCGUCACUACUCUCUUGUACGCUGUCCUCUUACUCUGGAAGUAUCGCCGGAUGGCCAAGACAAAGGAGCACGUAGAGCAGCGCUCCAACCUCUGGUCAGAACAGUCAUACUAUAGUAACUUUGUCGCCAACAUGUAUCCCACCGCUACACGCUCGCCCUCGCAACCGUUCGAAACUGCGUAUACCGAAGAGGACCGCGUAAAACAACAGAUGGCUCUUCUACUUCACAAGUCAGAUGCUCGUCCCAGUCCUGAUUUGAACAGCACAUUCAGGAUAGACCUUCCAGAGGACCGGGAGCAGCAGGAAAGAAUCUUGAACAGCCAGGAGCUAGUAGGUACACCGGCACAAGCGCAUCGCAAUCGAACAGACAGCCGACCCGAUAGUCUCGGCGAAAACCAAGCAUGGCAACAGUGGCAAGACCGCGGACGAAGCACGAUUCGGGCCUCAAGUAGCGGUGGUACCAGCAGUCAAUCUAGAAACCUCAGUCGAGAAGAGCGGAGACGGGAGAUUGAACUGGGCCAGUUGAAUGUCUGAAGUCCUCGACGGCACAAUUUCCAUCCGCAUCGUAUUGUAAAAAUAACACGCAUUUUCAGCGCACAUGGGUAGCGACGGUGUUUCUGGUUCGGUGUCUACGGAGUUUCUCAUGGCGGAUACCUUUGCACGUCCAUGUUUUCGUUUUUUGGGAUCUCUGGGGCCAUAUUUUUGAACCAUGUACAUGUUAACAUGGCUAUUUUUCUUAUUUUGAGACUACAACUGCAGCUGAAUAUACGCUAUUUUUGCGCGUUC